Closterium sp. Naga37s-1 is the source of this 687-nucleotide messenger RNA. The record is from the annotation of a GenBank genome assembly. Lineage: Eukaryota; Viridiplantae; Streptophyta; Zygnematophyceae; Desmidiales; Closteriaceae.
AUGCCAGGUGUCCCCCGCAGGCUGCGCCACCGUGGACCCGACUGGAGCUUGCACACGUUCGGCAAUAACUUCUUCGCGCACGAACGGCUAGCCGACAUGGACCCGGCGUCCGGCCACCGGCCGUUACGCAAAGAGGAUGGCAGCAUCGUGGUGGCCGUCAACGGCGAGAUCUACAACUACCAGCAGCUAAGGGACGAGCUGCAGCAUCGCCACACGUUCAACACUGGCAGCGAUUGCGAAGUCAUCACGCACAUGCCCCGUCGCUGGUACAGCCCCGCGUGGUACGACGAGCACAUCCCCUCAACGCCGUACGAUCCGAUCGCGCUGCGCGCCGCGUUCGAGAAGGCCGUCGUGAAGCGGCUGAUGACGGACGUGCCGUUCGGCGUGCUUCUAUCGGGGGGCCUCGACUCGUCGCUCGUCGCCGCCGUUGCGCAGCGCCAUUUGGGGGAGCAGUGGGGGCCGCAACUCCACUCCUACUGCAUUGGCCUCGAGGUGCGUCGGGUCGGGACUGAAUUUCUGAGUGAUUGGGGUACGUUAGCUUUACCAGACGUGCCGUUCGGCGUGCUUCAAUCGGGGGGCCUCGACUCAUCACUCCUCGCCACCAUCGCGCAGCUCCACUUGGGAAAUCAGUGGGGCCCUCAGCUCCACUCCUACUGCAUCGGCCUUGAGGUGCGUUGCCCUUACUAA